UAAAGCUAAUAGCUAGGUGGGGUGUUUAUUUACUGAAGUAUAUUUUGUAUGAACUAAUGAUUCAUUAGAGAUCAAAUAGUUGUGAAACUGUUAAAUUCAACGACUAAAUGAAUUAAGUUACGUAUGAUAUUGCGGCAGUACUAACUGCUGUGACAAUCUAGUGCAGCAAAAUAUCGACUGUGUAUUGGACUUGUUCUUUCCGUGUUUAUCAAAAUAUAAAUCAUGUCUGUGAGUGAAAAGGUGUCCCUUUCUGAUGCGUUGAGCAACGUGGAUGUCCUGGAUGAGCUAACUUUACCAGACGAGCAGCCCUGUAUAGAGGCCGCGCCAUGUUCCAUCCUCUACCAGGCCAACUUUGACACCAACUUUGAGGAUCGGAAUGGCUUCGUCACCGGCAUCGCCAAGUACAUUGAGGAGGCCACCGUCCACGCCAACCUGAACGAACUGCUGGAGCAGGGUAACGCCCACGCGGUGAUGCUGUACACCUGGAGAUGCUGCAGUCGCGCUAUCCCUCAGCCGAGGUCCAACGAGCAACCCGACAGGGUCCACAUCUACGAGAGGACCGUGCAGGUGUUGGCUCCAGAGGUCAACAAGCUGCUGCAGUUCAUGUACUUCCAGCGCAAGGCUAUAGAGCGGUUCUGCGGCGAGGUCCGGCGGCUGUGUCACGCCGAGAAGCGACGCGACUUCGUCUCCGAGGCCUACCUCCUCACGCUUGGCAAGUUCGUCAACAUGUUCGCGGUGUUGGACGAACUGAAGAAUAUGAAGAGCUCCGUCAAGAACGACUACUCCACCUACAGGCGCGCCGCUCAGUUCCUGAAGGUGAUGUCGGACAGCCAGAGUCUGCAGGAGUCUCAGAACCUGUCCAUGUUCCUCGCCACGCAGAACAAGAUAAGAGACACGGUCAAGGACGCGCUGGAGAAGAUCACUGGGUACGAGGACCUGCUGUGUGACGUGGUCAACAUCUGUGUGCACAUGUUCGAGACCAAGAUGUAUCUGACGCCCUCAGAGAAACACAUGCUGGUGAAGGUGAUGGGGUUCGGUCUGUUCCUCAUGGACUCCGAGGUGUGCAACAUCAACCGGCUGGACCAGAAGAAGAAGAUAAGGCUCGACCGCAUCGACAGGAUCUUCAAGAACCUGGAGGUGGUGCCGCUGUUCGGGGACAUGCAGAUCGCUCCUUUCAACUACAUCAAGCGCUCCAAGCACUACGACCCCAGCAAGUGGCCGCUGUCGUCCAGUCCGAGCCCGCCGUCGCCCCAGGCGGACCUGAUGGUGCACCUGCCUCAGAUCCGCGACGAGCACCAGGACUACAUCUCGGAGCUGGCGAGGUACAGCAACGAGGUCACCACAACCUUCAAGGAGGCCGGCUCCGACGCCGAGAACCGCGCGGUCUGCGAGCUGUGUCUGCGGGGCCUGCAGCUGCUGUCGUCCUGGUGCUCCGUGCUCACCGAACUGUGCUCCUGGAAGCUGCUGCACCCCACAGACCACGCCACCAACCCGCGCUGUCCGCCGGACGCCGAGGAGUAUGAGCGGGCCACCCGGUACAACUACACGUCGGAGGAGAAGUUCGCGGUGAUCGAGGUGGUCGCCAUGAUCAAGGGUCUGCAGGUGCUCAUGGCGCGGAUGGAGACCGUGUUCGCGGACGCCGCGAGGAGGGCCAUCUACGCCGAGCUGCAGGACUUCGUCACGCUGGCGCUGAGGGAACCGCUGCGGAAGGCCAUCAAGAACAAAAAGGACCUCAUCAGGAGCAUCAUAGUGUCGGUGAGGGAGACCUGCGGCGACUGGGCGCGGGGGUGCGAGCCGCAGCAGGACCCGGCGCUGCGAGGGAAGAAGGACUCCGAGAACAGCUUCACCAUCAAGGUGCCGCGGAGGAACGUGGGUCCGUCGUCGACCCAGCUGUACAUGGUGCGCACCCAGCUGGAGGCCCUCAUAAGCGACAAAAGCGGCGGCCGCAGGACUCUCCGCAAGGACCUGGACGCCGGCAUCCUCCAGCAGAUAGAGACCUUCCACAGGCAGAGCUUCUACUGGACCUACCUGCUGAACCUGGCCGACAGCCUGUCCAAGUGCUGCGACCUGUCCCAGCUGUGGUACCGCGAGUUCUACCUGGAGAUGACCAUGGGCAGGAAGGUCAACAAGUGUACGGUCCGCCACCAGCACAACGAGGAGUGUAACGACCUCAUCACCAUGGAGAAGAGGAUCCAGUUCCCCAUAGAGAUGUCCAUGCCCUGGAUCCUCACCGAGCACAUCCUCCGCAGCAAGGACCCCUCCAUGAUGGAGUACGUGUUGUAUCCUCUGGACCUGUACAACGACUCGGCGCAGUACGCCCUGACGGUGUUCAAGAAGCAGUUCCUGUACGACGAGGUGGAGGCCGAGGUCAAUCUGUGCUUCGACCAGUUCGUGUACAAGCUGUCCGAGCUCGUGUACUCGCACUACAAGCAGCUGGCGGCCAGUAUGUUGCUGGACACCCGAUACCGCGCGGACUGCGCUGCCCGAGGCGCGGGCGCUGCGCCCUCGGCCGGGGGCGCCGGCAGGUACGCCUCGCUGCUGAGACAGAGACACGUGGCGCUGCUUGGCCGGCACGUGGACCUGUGCGCGCUGGUGGCGCAGAGGAUCAACGCUGACAUGCACCGCGCGCUGGACGCGGCCGUCGCCAAGUUCGAGGCUGGAGAUAUCACGGGCGUUGUGGAGCUGGAGGGUCUUAUCGCCGUGAACCGCCUGUGCCACAAGCUGCUGUCCCGCUACCUGACCCUGGACGAGUUCGACGCCAUCCUCCGCGAGUCGGACCACGGCGUGCUAGCUCCGUACGGCCGCAUCACGCUGCACGUGUUCUGGGAGCUCAACUACGACUUCCUGCCCAACUACUGCUACAACGCCGCCACCGACCGGUUCGUGAAGUGUCGCGGGAUCCAGUUCGCCGCGCCGGUGGUCCGCGAGAAGCCCCAGCAGUUCGGCCACGCCGUGCUGUGGGGCUCCAAGCAGCUCAGCCUGGCAUACUCCGCCCAGUACGCGCAGUACAACGGGUUCGUGGGUCCGCAGCACCUGCACUCGCUGGUGCGUCUGCUGGGCUACCAGGGCGUGUCGGUGGUGGUGUCGGAGCUGCUGGGCGUGGCGCGCAUGUUGCUGCACGGGAACCUGGCGCAGUUCACGCGAGCCCUGGCCGCCGCCAUGCCGCGCCACUGCAAGCUACCCCGAUACGACUACGGGUCCAACGGUGUGCUGGGUUACUACCACGCCCAGCUGACGGACAUCGUGCAGUACCCGGACGCCAGGACCGAGCUGUUCCACUCGUUCCGGGAACUGGGGAACAUCAUCCUGUUCUGUAUGUUGAUAGAACAGGCGCUGAGUCAGGAGGAGGUGACGGACCUGCUGCACGCGGCUCCCUUCCAGAACAUUCUGCCGCGACCCUUCACCGCAGAGGGAGAGAAGCCGGAGACCAAGCAGAAGCGACUCGAAGCCAAGUACGCCCCGCUACAGAUAGUGCAGAACGUGGAGAAAUACGGAACGGCCAAGCAAAGCCAGCUGUCUCGCGAGGGUGACCUGCUGACUCGCGAGCGCCUGUGCUGCGGCCUGUCCCUGUUCUCGGUGGUGCUGAGACGCCUCAAGGCCGUGCUGAGCGCGCCGGCCUGGCCCGCGCCGCCCUCCUCACAACACACCUACAUUCACACCGACGACACCGCCGAGUUCCACAGGCUGUGGUCCGCCCUGCAGUUCCUGUACUGCAUCCCGGUGGGCGACACGCAGUUCACGGUGGAGGAGCUGUUCGGCGAGGGCCUGCACUGGGCGGGCUGCACCAUCAUCGCCCUGCUGGGGCAGCAGAGACGCUUCGAGGCGCUCGACUUCUGCUACCACAUCCUCAGGGUGCAGAGGGUGGACGGCAAGGACGAGCUCGUCAAGGGAAUCCCCCUCAAGCGGAUGGUGGACCGCAUCCGUCGCUUCCAGGUGUUGAACUCCCAGAUCUUCAGCGUGUUGUCCCGACACCUGGCCGCGGACGACGAGCGCUCGGGAGUCGAACACGUGCGGUGCUACCCCCCGCCCGCCGCCCACCACCCCUAGGACACGCGUUGGAUGGGUCAUUUGUCCAGUAAUACUCGAGGAAUAUGAAUUAGUCAGCCAACAUAUACUGAGCUCUGACGUCACAGACUCGCUCACAGUAGUUGCACUAUAAGUCAGCGUCCAGGUGACCCGGCGGUGUGUUUCCCGCCACACGUUCAGUAUUUAAUGUCCUUAGCGUAUUUCGUUUCUGUCAUGAAUGUAUCUUUAUUAUAGUCCUGCGUAUUCCAAA
This is a messenger RNA of Danaus plexippus (monarch butterfly), 4276 nucleotides long. RefSeq names its product cytoplasmic FMR1-interacting protein (gene Sra-1). The transcript is spliced from 26 exons. Gene Ontology annotation, molecular function: small GTPase binding; RNA 7-methylguanosine cap binding. Gene Ontology annotation, cellular component: SCAR complex; synapse; neuron projection. The record is from RefSeq and is a predicted model, not a curated record. Lineage: Eukaryota; Metazoa; Arthropoda; Insecta; Lepidoptera; Nymphalidae. Bases 223 to 4047 code for a protein of 1274 amino acids. Gene Ontology annotation, biological process: cell projection assembly; cell morphogenesis; axon guidance.